This is a messenger RNA of Linum tenue, 2199 nucleotides long. Lineage: Eukaryota; Viridiplantae; Streptophyta; Magnoliopsida; Malpighiales; Linaceae. The record is from the annotation of a GenBank genome assembly.
AUGCAAGAUGAGAUUAGAAGAGCAUAUCUGAUAAAGGGUCCUUGUCAACCAAAAGGUUCUUUCCCAUAUACCGACUAUAGUGGAGAAAAACGAAGAUUUAAUCCUUCUUGGUAUACUGGGCACAAGGGUUGGCUAGAGUAUAGUGUUCAUGAUGAUGCAGUAUACUGUCUACCUUGCUAUUUGUUUGUAUCUGAAUCUAAAAAUGGUAGUGGAGAAGCAUUCAUAUCAAAUGGGGUGAGAUGUUGGAAUAGGAAGACGCGAUUAGAUGAUCAUGUUGGUGGCCCUAAUAGUUCUCACAAUGUGGCUGCUAAGAAAGGUGAAGAUUUGUUGAGACAAUCACAGAGCAUCUCAAGUGCAUUGGUGAGACAAACAGAUAAACAAAAAAGAGAAUAUCGUAUUCGUUUGCAGGCAUCAGUUACUACCACUAAGGCUCUUCUACACCAAGGAUUGCCAUUUCGAGGGCACGAUGAAAGUGAAUCUUCAGAAAACAAAGGAAAUUUUCGGUACUUUUUGGAGGUUAUUGCUAAUGAGAAUAAGGAAGUGCGAAGUGUUGUGUUGGAGAAUGCUCCAAAAAAUCUUCAACUGACUUCUCCCAAGAUUCAAAAGGAUAUUGUUCGAGCAAUAGCAUCUCUAAUAAGUCAAGAGAUCAUCAAAGAUCUUGGAGAUUCUUUUUUUUGCAUAUUGGUGGAUGAAUCUCGUGAUGUGUCAAUUAAGGAGCAAAUGGUUCUGGUUAUACGUUAUGUUGAUAAGAAUGGUUGUGUUAUUGAGAGAUUUCUUGGUAUUGCUCAUGUCGCUGAUACUAGGGCUGCUACACUCAAGAAGGAGAUUGAAUCAAUUCUUGGAUUACAUGGGCUAAGUUUGGCAAAGGUGAGGGGGCAAGGAUAUGAUGGGGCUAGUAACAUGAGAGGGGAAAUCAAUGGACUGAAAUCAUUAAUCUUGGUUGAGAAUCCAUCUGCUCAUUACAUUCAUUGCUUUGCUCAUCAACUUCAGUUGACACUAGUAGCUGUUGCAAGAGAUCAUGUGCUCAAUAAUCGCUUCUUUGAGCAUUUUGCUUCAUUGCUCAAUGUGAUUGGUGGAUCACCUAAGCGGGUCGAUUCUCUUCGAGACAAGCAUGCCGCAAGGGUUAUUGAGGCUCUAUCUAUUGGUGAUUUGGAGAGUGGACAAGGAUUGAAUCAACAAAUAGGGUUGAAAAGGCCCGGUGAUACACGUUGGGGAUCCCAUCUUGGGGCACUUACAAAUCUUAUGGAUAUGUUCAGUUCUGUGGUUGAUGUACUGAAUGAGAUGCAAUUUGACACACGUUCAAAGGAGGCACAAGGUAAAGUAGUGAAUUCUCUGCUUCAAAUGCAAACUUUUGAGUUUGUCUUUCACAUGAAGAUGAUGAUUGAAGUGCUUGCAAUUACAAAUGAGUUGUCUAUAGCAUUACAAAGGAAAGAUCAAGACCUUGUUAAUGCUAUGGAACUCAUUAAUUGCUCAAAGAAGAGACUACAAGAGUUGAGAGAUGAAGGGUGGGAACCUCUAUUUGAUGAUGUGGUUUCAUUCUGCACUAAGGAACAAAUUCAUGUUCCUAACAUGAAUGACUUGUUCACUCUUGCUGGAAGAACAAGACGUAGCACCCCUCAUCAGCCUACAAACUUGCAUUACUAUCAAGUCGAUUUAUUCUAUGCAGUUAUAGAUUUGCAGUUGCAAGAAUUGAAUACUCGAUUUGGUGAGGUGAACACUCGAUUGUUGGACUGCAUUUCUUGUUUUAGUCCAGCUAACUCUUUUGCUUCUUUUGAUAAAGCAAAGUUGAUGAGUCUUACUGAGUUUUAUCCCGAGGAGUUUCCAUCCAAUGUGCUCUCACGACUUCAUCAACAAUUGGGGGGCUACAUUUCUCAUGUCAAGGAGGAUAAGAGCUUUGAUGGAUUGCGAGGAAUCGACGAGCUAGCUAGGAAAUUGGUGGAAAGGGGAAAGGACACUCUUUAUCCUUUAGUUUACUUGCUGUUAAAGUUGGUGUUGACCUUACCUGUGGCAACUGCAAGCUGCGAAAGAGCAUUUUCAGCUAUGAAGAUAAUCAAGAACGAUCUUCGAAAUCGGUUGAGUGACCAAUUUAUGAAUGAUUGUUUAGUUGUGUAUAUUGAAAAAGAUUUACUUUGCAGCAUAAGUGAUGAAUGUAUUUUAGAGACAUUUCAGCAGAUGAAAAGUCGUCGCGGUUCGUUGUAA